AUGAUUCCCAAUAUUCCAGUCAAUGCCCGAUGGGCACAGAAUGGAGUGACUGUUGCUGGCGGUCAUCGAUGGGGCAGCGCCACUAAUCAACUUCACAACCCUCGCGGUCUCGUCGUUGAUGAUGAUCAAACAGUGAUUGUCGCUGACCGGGGCAAUGCGCGUAUUGUCCAAUGGAAGUUGAAUGAUACGAAGGGACAAGUAGUGGCUGGUGGUAAUGGCAUAGGAAGUCGAUUAGAUCAACUGAAUUAUCCAACUGAUGUUUAG
Rotaria sp. Silwood1 is the source of this 264-nucleotide messenger RNA. NCBI's taxonomy places the organism in Eukaryota, Metazoa, Rotifera, Eurotatoria, Philodinida, Philodinidae. The record is from the annotation of a GenBank genome assembly.